AAAGAUCUUGAAAAAGCAGAGCAGAGGGCAGGCCAUGGAUUUGCAGUGCCGCGACGUGGCUCGGUGGACCGGAGCUCUCUCCGCUUACUCUGCUCGCGUCGAUUCCCUCGACAAGCCCAACCUCCCCUCCCUCGACGACUUCUACCGCCGCCGCCUCCCCGCCCUCCUCCACGGCCGGAACCCUAGUCCCUUCAUCACCCGCUCCGAGCUCACCGAGCUCAUGCAAUGGAAGCUUGCUCGCGGCAAAUGGAGGCCGCGAUUGGUGGGGUUCGUGUCGUCGCUGGAUGAGGAGACGGUGGAGUCUUCCUCCCGGAAGGCCUUCGGGUCGCUCCCCGACGUGUCGAAGGCCGUGUCGGAGCUCACGGUCUUGAAGGGGGUUGGCCCCGCCACCGCAUCCGCCGUCCUCGCCGCGUACGCGCCCGAUGUCGCUCCUUUCAUGUCUGACGAGGCUAUGGUGGCUGCUCUUGGACACUCCAAGGAUUACUCCUUGAAGCAGUAUUUGCUGUUUGUGGAGAAACUACAGGCUAAGGCAAAGGAAUUAAGCACUGAGGGACAAUUGUUCACACCAUCAGACGUAGAGAGGGCCCUGUGGAGUUCCGCUAUUGAGGCCAAGCUGGGAAGCUCUCAGUCUGAUUCAGCCGCGAAGACCAAUGUAAACAAAAAGUCUAAGAGGAAGAGGAAAAGAUGAUUCUAAGCGGUGGUCGACGACAUCAGGUUUUGCUAGUUUUUGCUGUUUACUUGCACAGAUUAUGUUGAUGGUCCUGGUCCAGAUCGCGUAAAGAUCACAAGCAACGCCCAAUAUUUUGCUUCUGUUUUUGCCGAGGAAAUUAUGGCUGCUCUACUUCUCCUCCAGAACCCUGUCCAUAGGAUGUCUUGGACAAUCCUCCGGUCUCCCAUCGCACAAUAUGUGUGAAGAAUCUGCCAUUGGUUCGCGAAUGGACCAGGUAUGUCACAGGCCGGUGGGUCGAACCAUGUUGUGUAGUGACGAGCUUCUUGUUGUGACCUGCAAUCGGUGGACUAACGUCCAAAACGGAUUGCCAAUUAGUUUGGGAAGUUGGUCUUUAUUUCGUGGUAUUUUCCAAACCUUCUCAU
Messenger RNA from Rhodamnia argentea, 1092 nucleotides. RefSeq lists its product as uncharacterized. NCBI's taxonomy places the organism in Eukaryota, Viridiplantae, Streptophyta, Magnoliopsida, Myrtales, Myrtaceae. The record is from RefSeq and is a predicted model, not a curated record. The transcript is spliced from 4 exons. The coding region runs from base 35 to 688 and encodes 217 amino acids.